ACAUACACGCUGCCACUUUGUACGCCGUAUCAGUCCAUCAUCCAUCCAGUCUGUGAAUCAAGUUUGAUUCCAGCAUUGUCAUCAUGUAUCCUGAUGAGCCGAUUGGUGGCGCUUGAAGGAUGAUGCGCUACGCCUAAUCCAGCUAGUCCCGGUCAUGCAGCAUUUGAGAUGUUGGGCGGCUCCAUGUUCUCCAUGAUGCCCUUGGGCUCUUUGCCAGCAUGGAGGUAUCGGUGGAAGAAUUGAAGGCCGUCUUGAUGCCGUUCGAAGCCCAGAUCGCGGGUCACGGCUCGGCCCAAGCCGACGGCCAGCACGCCUUCCUCAAGCACAAAGACGGCAAGCUCCUUAAGCCGUUCCAAAAGCCGCCCAAAGGGACCCGUGAAGUGGCGUUUUAUCGCGGGGUUCAGGCUUCGGACGAACCCGACGAUGUGGCCAUUCGGGCCUGGAUUCCUCGUUUCCACGGCACGGAAAACAUCGGUCAAGUCGAUGGGUUGACCAGUGGCGAGCAGUUCCUCGUCCUGGAUGAUGUCUUGGAAGGCUUGAGCUCGCCCAACAUCAUGGAUAUCAAGAUCGGUCGACAGACUUGGGGUCCGGAUGCGCCGGUGGCCAAACGCGAUCAUGAAGACCGGAAGUACCCAGGCACGAAGGCGCCCCUGGGUUUCAGCGUCCUGGGCAUCAUUAUUCAUCGCAUCAAGGACGGGCACGCCCAAGGUGAAUCCAUCAAGUACGAUCGCACGUUUGGCACCAGUCUCAAAACUGAGGAUGUGCAGACCAUUCCCAAAGUGUAUUUCGACGUGGACAACACGGGCCUCGUCCCGGCCUUAGUCGAGGUGGUCGUGAGCCAAAUGAAGGCUCUUCUAGCCGUGUUUGAGCGUCAACGCAAGUACCUGAUCUACGCCAGUUCGAUCUUGUUCGCCUACGAUGCGGAAGUGGUGCGGCAGUAUCUCGUGGAUCAAGAUCGAGCUCGCUUAGCCCGAGGCGUGAACCUGAAACUGAUCGAUUUCGCCCACGUGUUUCCCUCCGAAGGACAACCCGAUGAGAACUUUGUGUCCGGGUUGAAGAAUCUGAUUGGGGUGUUCGAGAGCUUUUUGCCCGAGGAGAGCCGCCUACCGCCGGUCAAAUCCGACUAAACCCUGAGCCUACCCGUCCACGGAAGCUAUAUAUAGAGAUAGAUAGAUAGAUUCAUUCAACCCAGCUAUUCAGUGUGCAUGUGUUAUUAAUACUGUUAAUAUAACUUUUAUCAUUCAAUGUCUAUGGGGAUUUUUCCAUUUUCAUACCAAUGCCGAGCCUCUUUCGUUUCAG
Molecule: messenger RNA, 1299 nt
Organism: Tigriopus californicus
Lineage: Eukaryota; Metazoa; Arthropoda; Copepoda; Harpacticoida; Harpacticidae
Exons: 2
Coding region: 219-1127 (302 amino acids)
Biological process (GO): inositol phosphate biosynthetic process
Cellular component (GO): nucleus; cytoplasm
Molecular function (GO): inositol tetrakisphosphate kinase activity; inositol-1,4,5-trisphosphate 3-kinase activity
Source: RefSeq, a predicted model, not a curated record